Messenger RNA from Eremothecium cymbalariae DBVPG#7215, 1593 nucleotides. It is a transcript of the gene TRM44, whose product is annotated as tRNA (uracil) methyltransferase. The coding region runs from base 1 to 1593 and encodes 530 amino acids. Gene Ontology annotation, biological process: tRNA methylation. The record is from RefSeq and is a predicted model, not a curated record. Gene Ontology annotation, molecular function: tRNA (uridine) methyltransferase activity. Lineage: Eukaryota; Fungi; Ascomycota; Saccharomycetes; Saccharomycetales; Saccharomycetaceae. The transcript has a single exon.
AUGUUUGAUUACUGUGUGGGUGCUCGGAGUAUUCUGGGAGACAAGUGGGUGUGUGUCUACAAAAGUACAGAGGCGGUGUCAUUCAAAAAGAGACAUUUUGAAGAUGCUAUGAAUAAUGUGAUCAGACAUCCAAAUAUCAACUCCACUGUCAUAUUAAGGGCAGAUAUACUAUUGGAAAACCAUUAUGAUGUUGACUCAUCAGAGCUAUUAAGUUCGAUAUCGAAUAACGCUUCAGUUCCUGAUGGUGAAAUUCAGGUUCUUCUUGUAGAUGAUAUUACAGCAAGAACUAUCGACACCGAUUUGGAUUUAGUUAUCAAAGAUGAGCUAGUUCGGAGGAUAAUUCCAAGAAAUCCAUUUAAAGACGCUGUUAUAAACCAAACAUGUUUGAUUCAUAAUUCUAAAUCAUCCCAGGAGACUUCUAUGGUUACUUAUAUCCCACAUAUUAUUAAUGAGGAGCAAUGUCCAUUUUAUAUUCCGGCGGUUGCUUUGGUAAGCAUCUUACUGCAUGAAGGGCAUCUCUCCAUACACUAUAUGCCAUUUCCUGGACACACUGAUCUAUUUCAAGAUGAAUCACAACGUGCAAUUAGAACGGCAUUAAGAUUGCUGAAUACAGCAGUGAAGCAUUCUAUGGGAUCCAUGAAUGGGUAUUCUAAACGUGUUAAUCAUGACGUUGUCGUCGACAAAGUUCUAUUUCAAGAUCGGUACAUAAAACUAAAGAAAAUUUACUCAAAGUGGUUGGUAGAUAACUGGGUUGAAACUACUGACCCGAAGAAGCAUGUCUUCGAAGAUAUCGCCAUUGCUGCUUUUUUAAUUGAAUUGUGGAAAAAAGUAUAUGGUGAAGAGGAUACUGAAACCAAAUUCCAAUUCAGAGAUUUAGGUUGUGGAAAUGGUAUUUUAUGCUAUAUAUUAAUAAUGGAGGGUUUUAAAGGUAUAGGCAUUGAUGCUAGACAGAGAAAAUCAUGGUCUAUUUAUCCGGAAAGUGUUCAGAACUGCUUAAAAGAACAAGUUAUAAUUCCCUCCGUCCUUCUUAGACCACAUCCUGAUAUGAAAGGAUAUGCACCACACUUAGAACACAACGCCAACUUUUUCCCAGUGCAUCUAUGUUCUUCUCACCUAAUUGCACCUGCAACGGUAAUGUAUUCCUCUGCAGACUUAAUUCAAUCACCUCACGUUAAUAUUACAGAGUUUCCAAAAGAUACCUUUAUUAUUGGGAACCAUUCAGAUGAAUUAACAUGCUGGAUUCCAUUACUAGGUUAUCGUUUCAUCGUGAUUCCUUGCUGUUCCCAUAAUCUCAAUGGCGCCAAAGUUCGUUACACUGUUCCCAGUGAAGCAAGAGUGAGGCAUGGAAACAGUAUGUACGCAGGUCUGGUAGAACAUGUUGACUACCUUGCGCGAGCCGUUGGUUGGAAGACAGAGAAGGAAAUGUUGCGCAUUCCAAGUACAAGAAAUGCCGCUAUAAUUGGCAUUGAUAAUCCAGAAUUGGAUAAAUUCCCUACCCAAAAAGUUUAUGAUGUAAUAUUACAAGAAGGUGGGGCAAAUGGCUGGGUUCAAAGCACUAUGAUGUUAAUGAAUGGGCCUCCUAGAUCACAUUAA